GCCUUUCGGCUCUGAUUUGGGGGUCACAUUAUGUACUUUUUCUGAGCCAUUGAAUGCCUUGGAAGCUUUUGGUGGUGGAGUUCCCUUGCGAGCGACUUUCGGCUUUAGUUUUGCUUCAAGUUUCGCCUUCUUCGCAGGCCUCGAAGAUAGUUUGGAAGCGAGUGCGCCCUUGCGUGCGGCGAGACUGCUAGGCAUGGCAGGGUGCGUUAGAGGCUCUUGGUCAACAGACACAAACAACAUUUCACUAAAUAUUUACGCCAUAUGAGUUGUCGGUCUCAGUGAUAUCCUUUCUGCUCGAUGCUUCGCCCCUUGCGAUGUAGCGGUCAUCUUAGAGCUUUGAACAUACUCGGAUAUCAUGCUAGAUUGAUAACUUCUCAAGCAACCUACGACAAGAAUGCCGACAUUAAUGCUCUGGUUUUCACAGCUUCUGAGACUGCAAGGAAGUCAGUUGGAACGGGUCCCCUUCGCGAAGUCUCUGUAGCUGUGAAGGACAAUAUAUGCACCUCGGAUAUGCCGACUAGUUGCUCUUCGCCGAUGCUUCGAAAUUUUCAUUCUCCCUUCGACGCUACUGUGGUACAGCUUCUCCGCUCUGCAGGUGCAGAUAUCAUUGGCAAGGCAAAUUGCGAUGAAUUUGGCAUGGGUUCAUUGAACGUAUAUUCCGUCCACGGUCCUGUUGUCAAUCCACAUGAACCCAAUGAGCGCCGAUCCGCUGGUGGAAGCUCUGGCGGUAGUGCUGCAGCUGUUGCAGCUGGCAUGUGUGACGUUUCAUUAGGUACAGACACUGGUGGUUCCAUUCGACUUCCCGCUGCUUACUGUGGUGUUGUCGGCCUUAAACCUUCCUAUGGGGUAAUCAGUCGGUGGGGCGUAGUCUCAUUUGCAGACAGCCUAGACUGUGUUGGUAUCAUGGCUCGCAGCGUGAAACAGGUACAACGGGUCUUUGGCACGCUUGGACAGUACGAUUACAGGGACCCAAGUGCUGCGACACCUGAAACGCGAGAGAAGGCUUCUCAAGCAUGCUCGCGUAGCAUGCAGGAAUGGCUCUCUAUUUCUCAAGGAGGAUCCUUACAAGGCCUCCGUAUUGGUAUCCCUCAGGAAUACUUUCCCGCAGAGCUUAGCUCGAGUAUCACAGAAUCUUUAAGACAUGUUAUUGAUGCUUUGCAAUCCCGGGGAGCUCAGGUCAUUCCCGUCAGUCUACCUUCAACACCGUAUGCUCUCAGCGCGUACUAUGUGAUCGCUAGUGCAGAGGCCAGCAGUAAUAUGGCACGAUAUGAUGGCGUUGAGUACGGACUACGCGUCGACCCACCUCCGGGAGCUGACACAACGAAGACUGCCAACGUCUACGCGCUUACCCGCUCGAAAGGUUUUGGAAAAGAAGUUCAAAGGCGUAUAUUGCUCGGCGCGUAUGCCUUGACAGCAGACGCCUUUGACAACUACUUCCUCCAAGCGCAGCGUGUCAGAAAGCUAAUCCGAGCAGACUUCAACAAAAUCUUCCAUGUUGCAAAUCCUCUCAACUCAACACACUCACCGGAACCUCAGUCAGAAGUGCGAGGUGUCCAUGUUCUACUGCAUCCCUCAGCGAUCCGAACGGCACCUCCACUAGAUGACGCCUUGAUCCGCGACGACGGUUUGGAGGCUUAUGUCCAAGACGUCCUUACUGUCCCAGCUUCGUUGGCUGGCUUGCCCGCGUUGAAUGUACCUGCUGGUUUGGCUGAAGAUGGUUGGCCUGUUGGGGUAAGCGUUGUGGCUCAGUGGGGAUGUGAUGAGAUGGCGAUGGAAGUUGGGAAGAUUAUUCAGGAAAUAGUUCCAUGAUUUGCGCAUCCGCACGCAUUAUGGUAUGUAGAUACCAUCGCUUUGUUUUCUUAGGCUCAUAAAGUGGUCAAAGCUAUCAGAAUAGUUGAAUGCCAACCACAUCCUUUCUUUACGUACAGUGCGAUGAGCAUUCCUCCCGACAGGCUACGAAGAUGCAUCAAGCCUACGCUCACCAUCAUGCUCCAAAGAUAUAGAAUCAGGACAAUGACUGCAAUAUAUUGUUCUAAACAAUCAGAGAGCAAUAAAUAACAUACAGUAUAAGUUGCAGGACGGAAUCCGAGGAUACAGACAUAAUGACUACAGAUGCAUGUAUUACGGGACAGGACAUAGAUAGCGUAAGCAAGCUAGAGCAAAGCCGAAAGCAAAAAUACAAUGUAAUGUGAGUUGCGAGUCGUAAAUAAUCGUAACAGUAACUAUAUCAUUCCAUUUGGUGGUUGGUAAUUACUCCCAUUGCCAUUAG
Messenger RNA from Somion occarium, 2269 nucleotides. NCBI's taxonomy places the organism in Eukaryota, Fungi, Basidiomycota, Agaricomycetes, Polyporales, Cerrenaceae. The record is from the annotation of a GenBank genome assembly.